UAAAAGAGGUACAAGGAUACCCCAACCCAAAUACAAAAAAGAAAACAACUAAAAGAAAAGUACAACAUAAAGGCCAACAACCAGCAACUUAAGACCAAGAGCUUCCUGCAAUUGAAACCAGCACCAGAGAUUCCGCAGCAAGAUUACAAGCCUCCUCAACGUCCCUCUCCUCUAACGCACAAUGAAAACCCUAACUCAACCCACAUCUCUCUGCUCCAAUUCCUCCAGAUUCCCAACUCAACCCUCACCUCUCUCAUCCACAUCAUUAUUAUCGCUUUCGUGUUCGUGUUCGUGUUCUUCUUCUACCCCCUCUCACUACAUCGUCGAUAAAGCUUCAUCUUCCACUUUUUCAAAUUUGGCAAAUCAAAUUCAACACUUCCACCGAAUCAUGGUUAAAAGUAUUUGUUUCCAUCGUCAAUUUCUUCCGAUUCUUGGGAAAAGCAUUUCAUGACAUGUUCCCCCAAUCCUUACAAGCGUUCUUAUGGUUCCUUUGGUGAAGAAGGAUAAAGCUUGUUUGAGGAUCGAACAGUUUUGGGAUGUGCCUAAUGAAUUUUACGUGGCUGCAAAUAGUUAUCUGCCAACCCUUGUCACAAGCUGCCUCAGAGUUGCCAGGUUUGACAACAAGGUUAUGCAGGCUGUGGAGGAAGGACAACACGCAAUGGAUCAAUUUGAAGGUAUAAAUAUUGGAUGGAAAUUGGAGGUUGAUAAAGCAUUUACCAAUGGGGUCAACAGAGCAAUAAUAUUGAGCUUCAACAAAAAUUGCAUGGAGAAAGUUAUCCACCAAUACCUCCCACAUAUCGUAACCUUACAUGAAUAUGAAUGCAAGGUGUCUGAGGUAAAAUUUCCGAAAAUCUUUUCCCAUGAAGGUUAUUGGAAUGGAUAUGAAUUAUCUCACCCUGCAAUGGACACGCUUUCCAUUAACCCUUCCCUAAAAGAGGCAAUAAUUGAGGACUUGGAGAGGUUUCUGAGUAAAAAGGAAUUUUAUAAGAGGGUGGGUAAACCUUGGAAGAGGGGCUACUUGUUGUAUGGCCCUCCUGGAACAGGGAAGUCAAGUCUCAUUGCAGCAAUGGCUAAUUAUCUCAAGUUUGACAUCUAUCAUUUAAAAUUGUCUAAUGUCAUGUCUGAUGCUCAUCUGAAGAAAAUGUUGUUGAGGACCCCCAAGCAUUCCAUGAUCGUAAUAGAGGAUAUUGAUUGCAACAAGGGGGUGCACGCUGGGAAAAUGGGUGAAGAAGCUGAGAAUGACAAGCACAAGUUCAAUUUAUCUACCAUACUAAACUUCAUGGAUGGACUCUGCUCAGGAGAAAAGAUUAUCGUUUUCACCACAAAUCAUAAAGAGAAGGAGCUGGAUCCUGCCCUUCUCAGUCCUGGAAGGAUGGAUUUCCACAUAAAUCUUUCAUACUUAAAAUCCAAGCCGUUCCAGAUUUUGGCAAAGAACUACCUCGGCAUUGAGCAUCAUCCAACUUUUGAAGAAAUUCAAUGCCUUCUAGAAGUAUUAGAGGUCACCCCUGCUGAAGUUGCUGAACUCCUUCUUCAAUUUCAAUUCGAGGAUGCAGAAUCUUCUUUGGAAUGUCUUUUAAACUUUCUAAAGAAACAGCAAAGGAGAAGUGAAGGCACCUCACUAUAGGAUUAUUAUUAAUUUUCUUUUUGAACUAAAGGCUAUGCCAAAUGUAUUGAUGUUGCUGUUUUUGACAAUAGAUUGAGCUUAAUUUUAUACAAAUUUACUUCUUAAUGUUGUCUGUGUUGUAUACCAAGUUGUUUAUGCUGUUGCAAUAUGCCAAUUUGCAUGAUGUAGUAGAAUUGGAAGUAUUAUUAUCUAUGCACAUUUCUUUCUUGUUGAUUUCAGGCACUUCCUUUUGUUGGAUUUGCAGUGGCUAUGUUUAUGUUUUACUCUUUAGUUCCUGUCCUGCUUAAGAACAAUGGUUCUGCCAUGCUAAAUCUGUCUCUAUUGACCUCAGACAUGUGGGCUAUCUUAAUUCGCAUUUUUGCUUACCAUGAGAAGGUUGAUUGGAUGUACUAUGUGGCCUUUGGUGCUGUAGUUGUUGGGCUUAUUAUCUACUCUGGAGGUAACAAAGAUGAGAAUCAACUCCCUCUUAAUAUUGCUGAAGAUGAUGACCAAAGACUACCUGAUGGGGAAGCCGAUUCAGGAAGUCACAGUAAAGGAAUUCCGGUUGGAAGCUCAGAAAACCAGUUGGUAGCUUAAGAUGUGCGUAAGGGGAAAAACCAUGACGAAGAAUUUCCUAUGAAGAUGGAAUUACUCCAAAAUUUACAUAUAUACACUAUAUCUCCAAGACUGCAGCACAAGAGGCACACAAUUCGACUCAGUUCAUGUAGAUGAAAUUUUUGAGAAUGUGCUCAAGUUUGUUUUUUCUUUUUUGGAAUUUAAUAGUCAAAUUUUAGUAAAUAGCAUCCUAAAAUUAUGUGAUGUUUUACUACUUUGAAGAAAUGAAAUACAGGGAAGAAAUCACAUGAAAAGAUAUUUUCAAAGGUAACUUGUAGGAUUUCUGCAGCCACUUAUAUUUUUCUAGCAUAAAAUUUCAGAUGCUUGACUCGAGGUUGUCUGAAUUAGAAAAGUCA
Messenger RNA from Lotus japonicus, 2574 nucleotides. RefSeq names its product AAA-ATPase At2g18193-like. NCBI's taxonomy places the organism in Eukaryota, Viridiplantae, Streptophyta, Magnoliopsida, Fabales, Fabaceae. Gene Ontology annotation, cellular component: membrane. The transcript is spliced from 5 exons. Gene Ontology annotation, molecular function: ATP binding; transmembrane transporter activity; ATP hydrolysis activity. The record is from RefSeq and is a predicted model, not a curated record. The coding region runs from base 1874 to 2200 and encodes 108 amino acids. Gene Ontology annotation, biological process: transmembrane transport.